GUCUUGGUUCCCCACCAAAACACAGAGCACUUCCUGUGCCUUUUCCGUUAUUUCACAAGCUGCAUCUUUUCACUGUCUGGGCACCAGGACAAACAGUAGUUUCUUCCCUCAGAGGCAGGACGACUGCCUCCAGUCUCUUCUGGCCAACACCAUGGUCAGGACCCAGAGUGACCAUCUACUCUACUCCCUGGAAGAGCUUUUGCCCUAUGACUUCGAGAAGUUCAAGUUCAAGCUGCAGAACACCAGCCUGGAGAAGGAGCACCUCCGGAUCCCCCGGGGCCAACUGCAGACAGCCGAGCCGGUGAAGCUGGCCUCUCUGAUGGUCAACCACUAUGGGGAGGAGUACGCCGUGCAGCUGACCCUGCAGGUCCUGAGGGCCAUCAACCAGCACCUCCUGGCAGAGGAGCUUCACCGGGUGAUCAGCCCAGAGUGUCGGAUACAAGAAAGUGACGCAGACAGCUCAGCAAUGUCGGGUUCCUCUGGGGAGAUGAAGCCCAAGAGCCUAAAGACCCCAGAUGGUCUGGAAGGUGACAAGCAGCGACAAAGUGCUGAUGGGGCUGGCUGCCCACCCUCCAGCCAGCCUGAGGCUGGCAGGGGGCCCCAGAAGAAGCCUCUGGGCAAACAGCGAGAUCAGAAAGGCUCUGAGGGCCUGGAGGUGCAGAGCAAGCUGGGGUCCAGGAACACAACUCUGUCUUCCAAAAGAAGCCCUCUCCUCACCAAGGUGCUGCGAGAGAAGGAGAAAGGGAGUUAUCCAAGCGUCAGGCUGCGGAGGAACGCCAGCUCUGCAGGAAGGCUCCAGGGACUCACCAGCGGGUCAUUCGCUGGGUCCCCAGGAAGGAGAGAAACAAAGAUAUCAGAAGUAUAUUUACCUUCAGGAAAGAAGCGACCCAAAAGUCUUGAACUUAACAUUUCUCCAGAAGAGACAGGACCCCUCAAUCCAGAAAUUCUUCUGCUUCAGGAGAAAAUGAACACUGAGAAUCCAAGCUCAGCAACCACUGCCAGCGAAGUGGCCACUCUGAAAACAGGGCUGACCGUGACUAUGGAGAAAGGCUCCAGGAAUCCAGAGCAUGCCACGACCCUGGAGGGGACAGCACUCAGGAAUACACCUUUCAGUGUACCACUGGCUGGAAAGAUGAUGAUUGGGGAGCAUCUAGAACCCACAGCUCCUUCAGAGAGAAGUGGAACUGGGGCUCCGAAGGCCUCCGGUGUGCCCCAUGAGCCUUCAGAUCCAGAAGUCUCUCCAUCUUCAGGGAGGCUGCAGGACAAGGCUGUGUGUCCUCUCUGCCGUGCCCAGCAAGGAGACCCGGUUGGUGGCAGCUGUGUGCACAUCUCCUGCAGCUGCUCUGCGGCUUCCAGGGACCCUGAGGCCUCACUCAGUCGCUCAUCCAGCUGCCCCCGGUGCCAGGACUUGCUCCCGGGGAAGAGCCAUGGAAGCCGUGAGUGGCAGGAGGGCCUGCAGAUGGCCAGCCUGAACCCCAAGAGUCUGCCACAGUGUAAGCGUCACAUGAAGCAAGCGCAGCUGCUCUUCUGCGAGGACCAUGGGGAGCUCAUCUGCCUUAUCUGCCGGCUGAGCCAGGAGCACCGGGGUCACCGGGUGCGCCCCAUUGAGGAGGCUGCCCUGGAAUACAAGGAGCAAAUUCAGAAGCAGUUGGACCAUCUGAAGGAGUUGAGAAAAUCUGGAGAGGAGCAGAGAUCUCAGGGGGAUAAGAAAACAGUGAACUCCCUGAAACAAGCUGAAACCCAAAAGCAGAGAAUCCAGUACCAGUUGGAGCAGCUGUGCCAGUUUUUAGAGCAGCAGGAGCAGCUCUUUGUGGCCUGGCUAGAGGAGUUGGGCCAGACCAUCAGCCAGGUUAGGGAGACAUAUGGCACCCAAAGGACGAGGGACAUCACCCUUCUCAACAAACUGAUUGGGGAGCUGGAGGCCAAGCAGUGCCAGCCAGAGUGGGAGUUUAUGAAGGACAUUGGAGUCACCUUGCACAGGGCCAAGAUGGUGACUGUCCCUGAGCUGUGGGCCACACCACCAGAGGUGAAAGAGAAGAUCCACCUGCUCUAUCAGAAAUCAGAGUUUGUGGAGAAGCGCGUGAAGCACUUCUUGGAGACCCUGCGCUCAGAAGUGGAAACGUUCAAUGUUGCAGAACUGAUUGGUGGUCAGGCACCCUGAGUUAAUGUGAUUCUGGAAGCAGAAACUGUCCACUCCAACCUCAUCUUUCAUCUUCUCUGAUGAUGUGAAGAGUGAGAGCCUUGGGGAAAAAAAGUGCGACCAUCUACCUGCUAGUCCAGGAAAAUUCUAUAGCUGAUUCGUGGUGCUGGGCUCUCUGAGCCUGCUCUCUAGCCACCAUGACUGAGAAGUGAAGGUGGGCGACAAGCCAGGGUGGGUCCUGGGUGUCUGCAACGCAGCCAUGAGCAGCAAGGAGAACAUGACUCUGUCACCAGAGAAUGGGCAUUUGGUAGAAACAAUGAGGCAGUAAACAAUGCCAGGCGUGCACCUUUCUCCAGAUCCAGAUGGGGGAGCCCUGCUGGCAUGGGGGCAUCUCCGUGGACUACAAGAUGGGGACAUCUCCUUUUACAAUGUGACAGCCAAAUCCCACAUCCCUCACAGCCACUGGCUACUUUCCCCCUGGGCCCCUUCAACCUAUCCUCAGCCCCAGGACACAUGAUGGAGAGAAGAACAUGGAUCCUCUGACCAUCUGUCCAGUGGGGGUGGCCACGGCCUCCCUGAAUACCAGACACUUUGCAUCUCCCUUCAGGCUCCUGGCUUUGAAUCUUGAAUCCAUACACUCGACAGUCAUUACUGGGUUCCAGUGCUGUGGGGAAUAUAAUCAAUAAAAAAACAGUCCCCGUGCCCAAGGAAUUUAUGGAACAGAAGCAGAAGUAGGCUGGGUCACAAAUACUGGUAAGGGUAAAGAGAACACACAUACAGAUGAUACAAGGAUUUCAGAGUACACAGCUGCUGCUUAAUAAAUCCUUUUUAAGAAUUAGCACCUAAGAUGCUCCUAAGACAGAGCCUAUCCUCAUUUUCCCUCAGGACCCUUGGCAAGGAUGUGUUCCUUCAUUCUACCUUCCCCUGUCUUGAGGACUUAGGAAGCCUGAAGAAAAACAAGCAGACUAGAUCACUACAAAUCACUUUUGUACCUGGAUUAAUGAACUGUGGCUGGACCUCAUAAAUAAAUCACUUAGAAAUGUA
Molecule: messenger RNA, 3184 nt
Organism: Bubalus bubalis (water buffalo)
Lineage: Eukaryota; Metazoa; Chordata; Mammalia; Artiodactyla; Bovidae
Gene: MEFV
Product: MEFV innate immuity regulator, pyrin
Exons: 10
Coding region: 152-2161 (669 amino acids)
Molecular function (GO): zinc ion binding
Source: RefSeq, a predicted model, not a curated record